This is a messenger RNA of Saccostrea echinata, 549 nucleotides long. RefSeq names its product putative nuclease HARBI1. The record is from RefSeq and is a predicted model, not a curated record. The transcript has 2 exons. The coding region runs from base 1 to 549 and encodes 182 amino acids. NCBI's taxonomy places the organism in Eukaryota, Metazoa, Mollusca, Bivalvia, Ostreida, Ostreidae.
AUGGCGGCGUUCAUGAGAGUUGCGGACGAACAGGUGCGUCGAAAUUUACGCAGACAGCGCGUGUUCAGGGACAGGCAGAAUCCCCUAGACGCAUACGACGAUAUGGAUAUUAUCCAUCGUUACCGGUUGGACAGAAGGACCAUCAUUAGUAUUAUUGAUAUAGUCCAAGAACGUUUAGAGAGACCAACCAAAAGAUCUCGAAGUCUUCCAGAUUCUUUGCAAGUGUUUGCUGCAUUAAGAUUUCUUGCUUCUGGCUCCCAGUAUAGAAUGAUUGGAGACACUCUGGGGAUAUCCAAGCCAUCUGUUUGCAGGUCUAUCGACGAGGUUAUCAAUGUCUUGUGUCGGACACUGAACAUCAUAAAGUUUCCGACUGGUGAUGCCGAGACAACCAGGACGAAGGUUGGUUUCCAUGCAAUCGCUGGUUUCCCUAAUGUCCUUGGCGCCAUCGACGGGACUCACAUACCUGUAACAGAUGAGCAUUUGUACGUCUGCAGAAAAGGAUAUCACUCGAUCAGCGUCCAGGCAAUAGCUGAUUAUGACAUGAAGUAA